Molecule: messenger RNA, 836 nt
Organism: Fragaria vesca subsp. vesca
Lineage: Eukaryota; Viridiplantae; Streptophyta; Magnoliopsida; Rosales; Rosaceae
Product: protein mago nashi homolog
Exons: 3
Coding region: 65-520 (151 amino acids)
Biological process (GO): RNA splicing
Cellular component (GO): exon-exon junction complex; nucleus
Source: RefSeq, a predicted model, not a curated record
ACUUCUUCUUAUUACCUAGAAUCCCAAAUCCCUCCUUUUCAGAGAAGCAGAGAGAGAGAGAGCCAUGGCCGGAGAAGAAGAAAACAGCGAGUUCUAUCUUCGGUACUACGUGGGGCACAAGGGGAAGUUCGGGCACGAGUUCUUGGAGUUCGAGUUUCGACCCGACGGGAAGCUCCGGUACGCCAACAACUCCAACUACAAGAACGACACCAUCAUCCGCAAGGAGGUCUACGUCACCCCCGCCGUCGUCAGAGAGUGCCGCCGUAUCAUUACUGAGAGCGAGAUCAUGAAAGAGGAUGAUCAGAACUGGCCGGAACCUGACCGUAUUGGGCGGCAGGAGCUUGAGAUUGUAAUGGGGAACGAGCAUAUCUCCUUCACUACUUCAAAGAUUGGAUCCCUUGUUGAUGUCCAGGGCAGUAAAGAUCCUGAAGGUCUUCGCAUCUUUUAUUAUCUUGUUCAGGAUCUGAAGUGCUUUGUGUUCUCUCUCAUCUCCCUCCACUUCAAGAUCAAGCCCAUAUAAGUUGACCACCAGAAGUAAUUGCAUUCCACCGUAGUGUAUGCGUUUAGAUAGAGUUGACUUUUUCUAUGUAGGCCAAAUCAUUUGACAGUUGCAAUUCUUUUCUAUUUAGAUUUGGAUGAUUAUGCGAGUGUUUGGUGAAUCCGGAAUGUAUGCAGAACAGAAUGCUACAGUCUGUUGCAAAAUGGUCCUGUUUUUCAGUGUUUGUGGUUGAGGUGGUUCAUUAUGUUUGUGUUGUUGACUAAUCAUAUCAGAUAUCUACGACAUUUUUGCUCUUUCUGAUGUACUUUCUGAUAUAAUUCAUAUGCUUGGUUGAAGC